This is a messenger RNA of Hypanus sabinus (Atlantic stingray), 1396 nucleotides long. RefSeq names its product protein FAM227B-like. NCBI's taxonomy places the organism in Eukaryota, Metazoa, Chordata, Chondrichthyes, Myliobatiformes, Dasyatidae. The transcript has 12 exons. The record is from RefSeq and is a predicted model, not a curated record. Bases 122 to 1396 code for a protein of 424 amino acids.
GGAAGUGCCUCGUUGUUAGGGCUACAGAUCAACAACUGUGUAGUUGAGCAGUUCCUGCAAUCUCACGUGGUUUCACUGCGGAGUCAAGAUAUAUUAUCAUCAACAGACAAUAAUCUAGAAAAUGGAGAGACUGCCCAAAACAUAUGAUGAAUUUUUGCAAUUUCAAGGUUUGAAGGAUUGGCCAAAGCUACUUCCUGAUGAGGACGAGUUUAAUAUGAAUAUUCAACCUGAAGCAUUUACUUCAUAUGAAUCACUGUCACAAUAUGUUCAUGAACAUGCACCUUUACAGAUGGAGCUUCUCACUAACAUGGGGCAAAGAAUCGAUGAGCUUGCAUUGCGCUUAGAAAAAUUUGCUUCAAAGAUCCUGCCAGAUGAACCUAGGAAAUCCAAGGCCAACUUCAAAACUCAUCUUUUCUAUUUACCAGAGAAUCAUAUUUUUGUUUCAGCUUUUAUUAGACAAAUGAAGAAUUCUGAUGCAUUACUCAUACAUCCUAGUAGAAAGCUUUCAGAAGAACUUGAUAUAGCACACAAGAGCAAGACUGUGGAGUCUCAAACUUUUCCAGGCUUCAAACCUUUGGAGUUUACAAAACUUCCUGGACAUCUUGAAGCAAUGCAGUUGUUCUACUUGCUUAGAAAGACACAUACGUUUAGUCCUGCAUUUCAAACUACCUGGAAGAAGUUGAUUCUAUCCGAGCCAUCUGUUGCUAUUCUUCAAGAUGCAUUUUGGUGGUUCCUUCUUCACAAAUUUAAGCCUUCCAGAGAAGAUCAAGAUUACCUAUUUAGCAGAAUUGCAGACAGUUUUGUGGCACUUCUCAUGAUUGCCCCUGUUGAGGUGCUAGAUAUGUUUUUUCAGGUGUAUCCUGAUUGUUUAUCUCAAGCCAUCUUUGCAGUUUUCUACAAGUCUUUCCCAGGAUCACAUAACAAGUUUGGUGAUGAAUUUAAGAGUGAGCUAACUGAACUCAUCUCACUGUGGAUGACAGGGCUAAAGCCAGAAGAAUUUUCCUGGAGAAAAUGGAAUCUGGAACAGUUAGAAAACUCAAUGAGUAGAGGAGGUUCUGAAAUAAGAAAAAAUGUUCUGGCAGAAAUAGACCUCAAAGCAACCACAUUCCAUUUCAAAUUUGAUCUGGAUGAGGAAAUAGCAAACAAUGGCAAUCUGACAAAGGGAGAUCCAACAACUCUGAAAGCCUCACCUCCAGUUCAUAAGAUUGAGUCAUCUUAUAUUGGCCUGGGCCCAGAAUUCAGACAUGUUCUUUUCAGAUUUUCUGGUCGAAGCCCUUUGGUUUCUCACUUCCUCAACAUGAAGAAGAUAGAAGGGAGAAGUUUAGGUACCAUGGGACCAAAACUGAAAUGGAGUGAAAUUUCCAAAGAUUCAUAUCCUUUACUUCUAUCAAGUUGA